Aspergillus saccharolyticus JOP 1030-1 is the source of this 2712-nucleotide messenger RNA. RefSeq lists its product as uncharacterized. Lineage: Eukaryota; Fungi; Ascomycota; Eurotiomycetes; Eurotiales; Aspergillaceae. Bases 1 to 2712 code for a protein of 903 amino acids. The record is from RefSeq and is a predicted model, not a curated record. The transcript is spliced from 2 exons.
AUGCUGUCUGCUCCGGUAAAAUCGGCCAAGCGCAUAUCGUCGCUGUUUUCCCUAGGUUCGACCAGGGAUAGUUCGGCGCCUUCCUCACCUGCAUCUCCGAGCGUCCCGAAAACCUCACCCGACCAGUUACCGCAGGAUGCACGUCCUCGCAGCGCCUCCCGAUCAGCUCGUGUAGCCUCUAAUCCUCAAAGCGAAUACGGCGAGACCCGCCCGCCUCUACCCCCCGGUCCCCACGACGGUUUCGAUUUGGACGAGCCCUUGCCGCCGCCGCCAUCCCUCCUGUCCGUCAACCAGGAUCUGGCUACUAGCACCCCGAGCUCGUCCGACAGCAGGCCUCAGAGCAGCGGUCGCGGGCGGAGUGGGAGUCGACCAUCCAGUUCUGCCGGACUAUUUGUGCCCGGCACCGGUCCGGACUCGCGCCCGACCACACCAUCCUCCAAACGGCGCAGCUGGAUGCCCGGGCGGGCUCGUGCAAGCUCAGCUGAUCCGCGCGCCAGCGCGUCGGCCAUGCCCAGUGCUUGGAUUGCCGGUCUCGAGCAGAAGAUCUUAUAUGAUCUGGAACCUCUGUCUCGAGGAGAGCAGAUCCCUGAGUUGUGGAACGAAAAUGGCGACACCUACGUGUACCUGUUUCCGCAGAAUACCGGCCGACAAGCUUCGUUCAAGGUUCACUCCACGGUCUUUGCCGAAUCUCCCUCUCUCCAUUUUCUUGCUCGCGGAAACGAGCUUCGCAGUCCCACAUCUCUCGAGCAGCAAACAGGAAACUUGUCGUUGAAUAGCCCGGUGGUCGGUCCCGCAUCGCCGCCCCUGACGCCUGACGAUCGCUUGGCCGAGAAUGACAAUGACAGCUCUGGUAGUCAACGACUGGCCUACAUGGACGAUGACAGUCCCGAGGAGUUUCAGGAGCUUCACCUCUAUCUUCCCAUCCCACUUAACAGCGACGUUUCCAAUCCUAACACACGACUCAGCGGGGAGGAUUUGGAAAAUCUUCUUCUUUUUCGUAAUCUGUUCGCGUUCCUGCUGGGACAGUCCUUAAUCGCAACGCCCCGAUCGCCAUCUCUCUUCUCCAUCUUCAUGGACGUCGCAACGCUACUCUCCCGAUUUGAGUUCACCAAUUUCGACGGCUCCAACUUUGGCGAGACCGCAACAACCAGUUUUGGCAACUACUGUGAGGAAUUGCGGCUGGCAGAUGUGCGCAAGAGCCGUGAGAAGACUAUCGAAGCCAUUGUUCUGGGCGAACGGCUGCGCUUCUACCCCCUCUAUCUCGAAGGCUUCGUGCACGGUGUGGGUAAAUUGGACGAAUUGAAGCAGCUUCGAAGCCCCAAAUACGGUCUCAUUAACCCCGUGACCCAGAAGCGGCUGGAGCGAGGAUUCAUCGACCUCGAUACCCGUCUUCGGGUACUGUACAGUAAGCUGGACGAUUUUGACUUCCCUUCCGUCUUCUCGGGUAUCGCCAACUCGGCUACAUCGGUUGAGAGUAAAGUGGUGCGAUUCAAGAACUGGAGGUUGGCGUUCCAGGAAUUCCGCCGCUUCACAAUGCACUAUUACCGCUCGAAAUACGGAUCUUGGCCGCCAAAGGCUCGCUCGAAGAAGAACCAGUUCGAAGAGAGUGGGCUCAAUCGUCAGGUUGUCAAGGAUCUUUACAAUGAUUUUGCCAAUCUCUACGAUAUGAUGGUUGAUCGGGCCGCCCUUACCACCCGCACUGUGGAUAUGGCAGCAGAAACCUCGGAGACGACAGACCCUGAUAAGUUGAUGGUACGGGCUCUUCGCCAGGUGCUGAGCGAGUAUGAUCGAAGCACACCGCCAGUGCAGCCUCCUAUUCCGUUCGAUAUUCCCAUGUUCCCUUCCUUGCAGACACUGGAGCGCAAACCAAUGGAUGCCAAGAAGGAAGCUAAAAAGCGGGCCAAAAAAUUGAAGGAUGCCGAUAUCAAUGCCGUUCUCAUGGGCUCUUAUACCCGCGAGAGUCUGCGGCCCACGCCCUUCAUCGAGGCCUUUAUGCAGUUUGAGCGCCGCUGUGCGCAUGGCAAGAACAUCAAUGAUAUGAUUGACAUGCGUUGCGGCCAGUGGAUCUUCCUGUACUGUGUCAUUCAAUCCCUUCCACUGGUGGUUGUCGACGUGCAAAAUGUCAGGUAUACGGAGGCUGUGGAGUAUUUCCUUUGCAUUGCGCCGCGCGGUGGUGCACCCUGGAUCCAGAACGACGGUAAGACGGCGCGCAGCUGGUUCGGGGUGGCCAAUGGUGCGGGUGUAGUCAGUCUACCCUCCGAUGUGGUGAUCAACGGGGUGGAAGGCAUCUACCGCCGCAGUCACUGCUGGCAGGUGGCCGAGCAAUGGGCCGAGAAGGAUGCUAUUCUCGCCCCUCCGACGAUCGAGGAUCCGUACGACAACGAAUCCUCGCUAUCGUCACCGUAUCCCGCUCAGCAAUCGUCGGCAGGCUCAUCCUCUGAACAACAACAGCUGUCCGGCGGGCAGCCAACACCGCUCAUGACCCCCGGCAGCCUUGGUCCUCCUCCACCAGCCAUUCCUCGACUCAACUCCCCAGCUUUGAGUCGGAGAGCCGAGCACCGCACUUCAAUCUACCCUGGUCUGGAGGCAUUGCCGCUCCCUGCGGGUGUGGCCCCGCUGGAUCCCCCGGCUCGUCCCGUGAGCCGAUUCAACCCCAAUAUGAGCUUCGAUGACAUUCUGAAGCAGGUGCCGAAUCAGCAUAAGAAGAAAUAA